Molecule: messenger RNA, 1738 nt
Organism: Acanthochromis polyacanthus (spiny chromis)
Lineage: Eukaryota; Metazoa; Chordata; Actinopteri; Pomacentridae
Product: four and a half LIM domains protein 3-like
Exons: 6
Coding region: 539-1378 (279 amino acids)
Biological process (GO): actin cytoskeleton organization
Cellular component (GO): nucleus; stress fiber; Z disc
Molecular function (GO): transcription coregulator activity; actin binding
Source: RefSeq, a predicted model, not a curated record
GCAGAGCGUGGAGAACAACGAGUGGAGCGUGACAGGGAGUUCGUUCCGAGGGGAGGGCUCACGUAGGAGCUGGCCGGAGAUCUUGGGUCCAGAACCAGUCUUGAGGGAGUCGGGGGAUCCAGAGACAUCUCAGAGGGAAGGAGGGGUCCAGGCAGGGUUCAGAGGGGAGCUUGGUCCAGAGCGGGUUCAGCUGGCUGCUGCGACCGUUCCCGGGCAGCUGGUUCUGUCAAGGCAGGAAGGAGAAGCAGAGUUAACUACUCACAAAAAUCACAGAACCGUGAAGGCUAGAGAGAGUACUGACUGCAUGAGUCGUAUACAACAAUCUGGCAACAAGUGGAGAGUUCAGCCGGUCUUUUAACUGCAGAGGUGAUUAAUGGAAUGGGAUCCAGCUGCCCAGGUACUGGAGAGGUGGUUGAUUAUCAAAUCGCAGCCAGCUGUGACUGCUUAGCUCUGGACCUGCUGAAAGGAGGGAGAGAGGGGGAGCUGGAGGAAGAGAGAAAGGAAAAGAGAGACAGGAUCUCGGUGAAACAACGACAUCAUGAGCGACCACUUCGACUGCAAGAACUGCAACGAGUCCCUGUACGGACGUAAAUACAUCCAGGUGGAGGCCGAGCCGCACUGCAUCCCCUGCUACGACCGUCUGCACGCCAACACCUGCCAGGAGUGUAAGGAGGUCAUCGGACACAACGCAAAGGAGCUCUUCUAUGAGGACCGUUACUACCACGAGCACUGCUUCCGUUGUUUCCGCUGCGAUCGCUCCCUGGCCGACGAACCCUUCACCAGCCAGGACGACGGUCUGGUCUGCAGCGACUGCUACUGCAACGAGUUCUCCUCCAAGUGUGUUUCCUGCGACAAGACGGUGAUGCCAGGUUCCAGGAUGUUGGAGUACGACGGAUCCACGUUCCAUGAGGACUGCUUCACGUGUCACGGCUGCGAGAAGCCGAUCAGCGCCGAGGCCUUCAUCCCCGACAAAAACAACUACUACUGUGUGCCGUGUCACGAAGGACGCUUCGCUCCUCAGUGCAGCCACUGCAAGAAGGCUCUCACUAAGGGCGGGGUUACCUACCGGGACGAGGUCUGGCAUAAGGAGUGCUUCCUGUGCAGCGGCUGUGGAGCUCCUCUGGCCGGUCAGCCGUUCACCUCUCAGGGAGAAGCUCCGUUCUGUGUCAAGUGUUUCAGCAGCCUCUACGCCAAGAAGUGCUCUGGAUGCAACUCUGCAAUCACAGGUUUUGGCGAUGGGAAGUACAUUUCCUUUGAGGAGCGCCAGUGGCACCAGCCCUGCUUCAAGUGUUCUCGCUGCUCCGUGUCGCUGGUCGGAUCCGGGUUCUUCCCCGACCGGGACCAGAUUCUGUGCACAGACUGCAACAACGACGACUGAGUGACAUGAGAUGUCCAACAUAGAAGCACCAAACACCAGCAGAACGUUCCAAACCUCAGCUUCACUCCAACACUGCAGCUCCACCCAGUAAAGCUGAUCCGUCUACGCCUCCUAUUGGCCUCAAAUCCUCUUUGUUUUUAUGUUUUGCACAUUAAAGAAUGAAUAGAAAUAUAUGUAAACGUUUAAGUUAAACUGGUUCGUAAAGCGAGAUGGAACUUAAAUCUGAAUGUUGUGAACUCAGUUCUGUCAUUUUUUUUCACUAUUCCUGUACGUUAGCGUCUGUUCAAAGUUAACUGUCACUUUUUUGUUUUUCUUUCAGCUUAGAUUCAUUUUUACAGCAAUAAAAUGUCUUUAAAUGAA